UGUGCGACAGGCCUCAGCGCACAGUCACAGCAGCUCUGCAGGCACAAACUGGAAAUGGGUGAGUCGCUGCUGAGGGCCAUGGUAUCAAAGUCUUUGAACAGUAAUUUACGGACUUGAAUAACGCCGUUAAAGACCCUCGGCACGUGUCUCCUGCAGAGUUACAGUCCUUGCAAGAGUGCGUCUUUGACCGAGUGGCGUUGUUGGCUCUAAAGCUAACAGGCUAAUGUUAGCUAGCGGAGGCCCAGCAAAGAGUUGACUACAUUGUUUUUGUCAGCGACGCCAGUUAAACAGCUAAUGAGGCGGAUGAAUUUGGUGCCACUUCACUCAAAUAUAUCUCAGCAACAAAACUCGCACAAGUAAUCCAGUUAGUUUUGACAUUUUUUAGUAGCGCCCUGAACGUUAGCAUACCCCGUUACCACUAGCUAACUGAAUUAAAGCUAGCUGACUACAUUAAAAUUAUGACUUCCAGGAGGACAGGCUAUGCUGGCAGCAUGGAUUCCUCUCCUUCAAAUAGUGGCAACAGCUCAGUCCACAGUGGAAACCGUAAACAAAGUAUAAUCAACAUCCCGGAGAGGACCGGGGUCGAGUCCUGCUACGAUCGGAAAGCAGACAAGGGUGCAUACGGAGCCUCGCAGGGCAGCAUGACCGUAACGUCGCUGAAAUCACGCCUCGCCCCGACUAUUCAGACUGCCAUGUCCGCUGCUGUUGACACUCUCCUGGGCGAAGUGGUGCUUGUGCUCAAUGAGACUCAGCAGGAGUUGCUACACAAGGAACAAGAGAAUGAAAGACUCAAAGUGCGCCUGGAGGUGUCAGAGAGGGAGCUGAAGACACUGCAGGAGUGUCUGUGUAGUGCUCAGAAGCUCAUAGACCAGCUGCAGAUCUCAUACACAGGCCCACAGUCCAUCAGUCAGUCUGUUUUCGCCCCAUCGCUGUCUUCCAUGGCUUCAAUGACUUCAGGCUUGGACCGGGACCACCAGAACGCCAGGAAUGUGAAUGGAGCCGGCGUGGACUUGGGUCUCGGAGGCUCUGUGGAUGAUUCGCUGCAUGGGUUUGAGCCGAGGGAUGACUACAAAAUGUGCCAGCUUUCAAUCCAGCCAGAUGGCUCUGUGACUAACCACGCUCUGGACUCCUUUGCUUCCAACACAUCUCACAUGUGUUCCGAUUCUAGCAGACCAGACGAGAGGCAGUCUCAGGGACCAGGGGGACCUUCCAGGUUUGAGAUUAAAGAGGAGCAGGGACCAACCUCAGGCUCCGGUCAGCCCACCAGGAAGGAUCCUGGGUUGCGUAACGACAACAGAGUCGGGGACAGUGACCUUGGCUAUGUUCAAGUUGGAGGGGAAGGAGGUUCCCAGCGCUCCUUUACUCAGCCCCUGCGUCACCAAAGACCUGUGCGAGAAUGCAAUGAUGCCUUGCAGCAGGGCGGACUUGAUGGACAGAAACAGUUGGCUCGGACUUCUGCAGCUGGGAGAGUAGACAGUGUUUCACCAGGCAGGGCAGAGGACUCUGCAGGACCUUCGGCCUCUGACACAGCAGGGGAGCCCUCUGGUGAUCGGCCUCACCACUGCCUGGAGUGCGGAAAGACCUUCCGUCUGAUCUCCAGCCUGAAGAAGCACAUCCGCAUCCACACCGGAGAGAAGCCCUACCCGUGUGGAGUCUGCGGCCGUCGCUUCCGCGAGUCAGGUGCGCUUAAAACCCACCUGCGCAUACACACAGGCGAGAAACCGUACUCUUGUUCAGAGUGUGGAAACUGCUUCCGCCACUUGGACGGUUUGCGCAAACACAGGCGCACACACACCGGAGAGAAACCGUACGUGUGUGCCAUCUGUGGAAAGCGCCUGAGCCGCCUGCAGCACCUCAAACACCAUCAGCUCAUCCACACCGGAGAGAGACCGUGCUGCUGCCCCUUCUGCAACCGCAGCUUCAAGGAGCCCGCGGCGCUGCGGAAACACAUCCGCACGCAUCGGGAGGAAGGCGGUCACAUGGGGAUCGGAGCCAGUGAUGACACAGACCCAGAUGCCAUGGAUGAUAUUAACAACCUCCAUCCAGCAGCUCCGUCCCCUCAGAUGAGGUUUGGGGAGUGGGGAGCUGAGGAGGAUGACAGCUCGGUUGUGGACUGUGUGUAGGGGAUGAUCAAAGGAGUAACUGUCAGUUGUUAUCAUGACACCUACUCCAGCUGCAACACAUGGGAUGAGGUGUUUGUGUAGUUUGUAGACAUGAUGGAUAGGUCAUCUCUGUUCCAUGCUGGUGAAAUGAAUGAGGCUACUUAUAACCCUAGCCUUGGAGUGUCUGGCAUUUUCAUGUUUUACAUUCUGAGAUGUAAAAAUAACAUUUUAAAUAUCCACUGUACAUUCUUCAACAGCAAGUUGGUUUUUGUUUUUUUGUCCGGACAUUCAUCAAGCAACAGCAGCAGUAGCGCACAGGUUGUUCUUGGCACAGGAAGUUGCUGGUUUGCUACCUUCCCGGCAGCAAUUUGGGAAAUUUAUGGCAGAAGUGGAAAAGAGCUGUUUCCUCACUUUAAAAAUAUAAGUGCCUUGAACACUCACUCACUCAUCAGCUGAGUCACUACUGCUGCUGCUGCUGUUCAAGACACUUCCCACUUGGAUUAUAAUCAAGACAAACUUUAUGUUACGUUACUGAUCACAAGCUUUUUGUAGUUUCACACAUUAGUGAGAUUUUCUGUUGCAUUAUUUUCAGUUACUUAUUAGGCGUGCUUUUGCCAAAACACUGAGCUGCUCAAGUAGAUAGAAAUGGAUCCAGAGAGCUGGUUCAUGCUUCAUGUGGGGACAGAUCAUGUGCAUGAUGUAGCAGGGCAUUACUGACUCAUCCAAAUAUCAGAGUAUAUUUUUUUCAAGGCUUUGAUUUUGUGCUUUUACACAACAUUUAUUAACUUAAAUAAAAUGUCAGUUAGUGUGUGGAUGCAUGGUCAUCUUUAUUUCACUCAGCUGCAACAGCUGAUUAAACUGUCAAAAAGUUUUAGCUUUUUCACUCAAAUGCAUCAUUUUAAAGAUAAUUUUUCAGCCUUCUUGCCUUUAUUUGAUAGGACAGUUUAAGAUAGAGAGAAAGGACGACUCGCUGCGGUAAGGACUCUGCCUUUUGUACAUGGUGUACUCACUUUAUUAAUGAGAUACAGGUUGCCCCCUUUAAUGCGUCUUUCAAGAGCCGGAAAAAAAAAACCUUCUAAAUAAUAGCAAAUUUAACCAAAACCCAAAAUAAUAUCCGUCUCCCAUCAUAAUAAUUGAUGUUAUACUGACUCCCAGCUCUACCUCAGUACUCAUCCUCACUGCUGUGCUGUAUGUAGUUAUUGCAGCACUUUUAUCUUGUCUGAUUCAAGAUUUUAAAGAUUAUUUUUGUUGAAGUGGAAAGAGGGAGAGAAAGAGGGGAUGACGUGCAGCAAAGGGCUGUGGGCUGGCAUUGAACCCAAGGCCACUGCAGCAAGGACAUAGCCUCUGGGAGGCCUGCUCCGCCCCCUGAGCUAUUGGGCACUCAUGAUUCAAGAUUUUGCUGGUGCAUAAUUGGGCAGUCACAAACUAAAAGAGUUUAUCUGUUCACUUAUAGUCCUCUGGUUCCUUCACCUUAUCGAUUAAGUUGAGAAAAUGAGUUGAAACUGUUGCUACAAGUGGAUCCAGUCACAUCAGAUAAUCUUGUACUUACUGGGGACCAAAGCACAUUUGUGAAAUUUAUUGUCAUACCACAGAUGUCAUCAAUGUUUUCUGUGGUUUAUGACUACAAGAAUACCAUUCCUACCGCAGUCAUCAGAUUUCUGAGGGUAGCGUGGCUGUGCAGUCUACCCUGAGGAGGCCAUUUCUAAGAUAAAACGCUAAGAUAACAUCUGCACUUGUGUGUGUGCGUCUUCAUGAAGCAUGAACCAGUUUCACACUUUAAUCAGCAGCGACCCGUUCUGAAGCCUGACUCCACUCUUGUCUUAUCUCUUCCUGUCUCUCUGCGGAGCCCUCAUCAGUUACACAAUCACAAUGUUUUCAGUGAAGUGGAAGUUAUCUGUGGCAAGAAUAUCUGAAGAUAUCCAAACAUGCAUUUAUGUGUUUGGAUACUUGAUGAGGGCGCAGUCAGUCGGCAUCAGCAUGCAGCCAGAUCAACAGCUUCAACACUACUUUAAUGUUACACAAGUCUUGAUUAUUAUCUCUCUCUCAUGUGGACCAUAUCUUAGCAUUCCGUUUUUUUCCGUUUAAGCUGCUACUGUCGGUCUAGAAAGCCUUUCUUUUUCUGGACUUGUAUUAUUGUAACCAGCCAGUCACUAGCAAAUCCUAGCGGACAGAUUUUGGUGCUUGCAUGUGCAUAUCUGCUCCUCUGCUGGCGUUGACGCUGUACAUAAGAAUGUAGUUUUAGGCGUUUUAUCUGGAUUAAUGAGGGUUUAACAUUUGUGGAAAAGUUCAUGUCACUUUUUAAAGAAAAAAAAAAAAAGUAACGUGCUUUGAAAACAGUAUGCUAACAUGCAGUGUAAUUAUAUAUACUCUUAUUAAAACUCUCCCUGAUGUUCUUCCUGACGUGACACUGCUUCAGGGUUGACAGCAGAGCAUUAAUCUUCUCAGCCUCUCGAGCUAUUCUGUAGGUCUCUGGUGUCAUUUACCAUGUAUACUGCUAUAACGAUCGCCAUGUAACUAUUCUAUGUACAUUUACAAGUGUGAGUCAUUUUAAAAGGCACUCAAGAUGUUAAAUAUCUGUUACUGUAUACCCAGAAUAUGAUUUGCCAAGGUAGACUUGACCCCAGAUAAUCAUAUUUAUUGUUUUUUGUAUGACAUACAGAUGGGGGCUUUGCAUGUAACUGAAAUGGCAUUUCUUCCUAAAAAAAGUCAGUGUUAAAUGUGAAAUGAAUAACUUUUUUAUGCAUCUGUGUCCAACAUAUACCCCCCACAUCACAUUCAUCCUGUUACCUGCUGUAAAUGUUACUAUAUUAAAGGGCCUUCUU
Messenger RNA from Epinephelus fuscoguttatus (brown-marbled grouper), 4924 nucleotides. Its product is annotated as zinc finger protein 70. NCBI's taxonomy places the organism in Eukaryota, Metazoa, Chordata, Actinopteri, Perciformes, Serranidae. The transcript has 2 exons. Bases 459 to 2123 code for a protein of 554 amino acids. The record is from RefSeq and is a predicted model, not a curated record. Gene Ontology annotation, molecular function: RNA polymerase II cis-regulatory region sequence-specific DNA binding; DNA-binding transcription factor activity. Gene Ontology annotation, biological process: regulation of transcription by RNA polymerase II.